Camponotus floridanus (Florida carpenter ant) is the source of this 1228-nucleotide messenger RNA. RefSeq lists its product as uncharacterized. The transcript is spliced from 6 exons. The coding region runs from base 20 to 1228 and encodes 402 amino acids. The record is from RefSeq and is a predicted model, not a curated record. Lineage: Eukaryota; Metazoa; Arthropoda; Insecta; Hymenoptera; Formicidae.
UCAAAAACCUGCUGAUAAGAUGACUUGGUUCGUCGUCAAAUUUGAUGAUGAAAACACAGUGGAAGCUGUACCGAAUACCUGGUACAUGAAAAAAAAAUUCCAAUGUUAUUGGCCACCUGAAGACACGACAAAAAGUGCUAUAAUUAAUUUGAUAAAGAACAAACAUUCUCCUGAAGCAAAUUGGAUGCUCUAUGGAGCUAGUAUUUUGGGCACUUAUGGCACCUAUAAAAUUGCUCAACGAAAAGCUAAUAAAGCAAGAGUGACAAACAAUCUUUCUUCCAACACUGAAGAUUUAAAAAAAAAAAGUAGUACAAAACAAAGGAAACGGUGCAAGAAAUCUGAAAGCGAAUAUGAAGUAUCAUCUGAAACAUCAGAAAUAUUUUCAUCAGAUGAUGACAUAAUGUAUCCUGAGCCCCCAACUGAAUCAAGCGAUAGGAUGGCAGUAGAAAAUAAUACUAAUGAAAAUAAUCUAGAAAACAGAACUAAUACUAAUAUAAUUACUUCUAAUACUACUAGUUCUACUUGUACUACUAAUGUAAUUAUUCCUGGUACUACUUCUAGUUUUGCUUUUAGUAAUACUGCAUCAAAAAGUGCAUUAAAUCGUAAAUUUGAUUCGACUUGUGAACCAAAUAGUGAGAAAGCAUUUGAAAAACGUGUUUUGAGAGAAGUACACAUACUCAAUUUAAAAGUGGAUGAUAUUUCUGAAACAGUUAAUGCUCUACUGAAAGCUACAGCAGAUGAAAAAUCAUCACAAAAAUCAUUUACGUGUAAUAAUAAUGUUCCUGAUAUUAUUCAAUCAUUUCCUGUAAAUGAAGAUUCCUUAGCUCGAUUAGAAGAUUGGCUAAUGAAUUCUGAAGAAAAUAAAACAAUAUUGGCUAAAAAUUUAAGUCGUAUAGGAGGAUGCAACGUUAAAGAAGUUGUUCGGCGGAUUAUGUAUCACGUUUUUACUAACGAAGUUGGUAUGGCUUAUUCAUGGGAAGGAGCUAAAAAAAAGAAAAUUUUUAAAAAUUUAAUUAUGGCAUCGAGUAUUCUCUCUGCUGUACGACUUAACAAGAAGACUCAAGAGGCUACAGAUUCGGAAAUAAUAUGUUUCAUAAAAUCAUGGCUAGUGAGAAGCAAAGAUCGUUUCAAUAAUAAUAAUAAAAAUAAAAAUAUAACACAAACAGAUGAAAGAACUCCACAAACAGAUGAAAGAUCUCCACAAACAAAUGAAAGAAUCGAAAAUUGA